AUGCGGGCAGGCCUCAUAGGUAUCGCAGCCGCCGCAGUCGCAGUGCUAAUCAUGCGGUUGCGGCGGCGGCGCUGCAGCAGCCAGCCGCCAGCUCCCUCCCUUCAGGACUUGGACGACGAGAUGGCGAUCGUGAUGAUGCGCCACUUGAUCUCGCGCGGACUGGCCAAACAGCGGCAGGCCCCACCCCUCUCCCACGUGGACCUGCGAGGGAUCGUCGCCACCCUCGCGCCCGCGUACGAGCGCGCGCGCCUCAUCCGCGGCACGCUCGACAUGCUCGGCAUGCACGAUGUCCCCGUCGGAGUCGGAUCGGACGGUGAGGUCGCGCCGCCAGCCCCGAAGCAGCAGCGGGUUGCAGCACCCCCGCGUCCCGUCGGCGCGUGGUUGACGGUCGUCAUCAUGGGCGGCUGCAAGCCAGGCGAGUGGCUGGACGGCCCUCGCCUCGGCGCGCCACCGCCGCCCGACGGAGGUCAGGGCAGCGCCUUCUUCGCCACGGUGAGCAGCAACUGCGAGGGGUCGGCCUGGUACUGCCGAGGAGGAGGAAGGCGGGCGGCGGCGGUGGACGAGGCCGAGGGGGCGCUGCACAUGAUGGAGCCCGACUCGGCGGCCAACAAUGCGUUCGACAUGGCGGCGGCCAGGUUCCUCUACCGGCGUUGCCAGGAGCUCGGCGUGCGGCUGGUCGUGCUCACUCGCUACGCCGCCUACGCGGCCAAGGCGACACCCCCGCUCCCUGCCCGCCCCGCUCCCUGCCCGUGCCGAGGUCGCGACGAGGAGUCGGCUCCGAGCGGCUGCCCGCCGCAGGUGGACCGCUCAAUCUACGACGAGAUCGCGAGCGCGGGCUCCUGCAUCGGCUGGCGGCUGCGCAACGAGCAGCGCACCAAGCUCGAGCUACUCUGGGCACGCGCGAACGCCACCGACGACGAGGGCAGGCAGGGGCUGCCGGCGCGCUGCACGCGGGAGUGGUUCCUCGCGCAGUUUUGCGACGCAAAGGGGGCGCGGCGCGGCGCGGCGCGCAAGGCGGACGACGCGAUCUGGGACUUGGUCGACGGCUUCUUCCAGUACGACACGGUCGCGCUGCUCGCGUCGAUCCCUGCGUUCCGCCGGCGCUUCUUCCGCCCGGUGUCGGAGAACGGCGUCGUCGAGCCGCCCGCCCUCGUGCAGGAGAUGCGAGGCGGCUUCGCAGACGGGAUCGCCUGCCAGAUGCGAUCGCUCCGCCUCUCCCUCUCGCGAGUGACGCACGUGAUCCUGCUGACGCGGCCGCGCUCGGACCACGCGCUGAUCGACCUCAAGCUCUGCUGCGCCAUGCUGCGCUCUCUGUGGGGCCUCGGCGUGAUGGCGUGCAACGGCAUCCUCGUCGAGGUAACCACCGCGACGGAGGCGGCAGCGGUCCACGGCUUCGCCUCGCGACUGCGCCAGAUCCUCUCUGCGCUCGGACUGUCGCAUGUGCCCGUCCGGCCGGUCGACGCCGCCGCGGGCCGUUCGCCGCGCGGUUUCUCGCGCUCUCGCUCCUCCUCGACGCCGCUGCGGUCGGAGCGGUGGCGGAUGCUAGCCGCGACAGCGCGCGGCGUGGCGACGUCGGCGUCGCUCGACGCGGCUCUACCGGCGCGUGGGGCGGGCGACGGCGGCAGCGCGGCGGCGCCCGAGGCGGCCGAGGAGGAGUCGCUCGAGCCGGUGGGGAAGGUGCUGCUCCGGCUGUACCACACCGCCCCUCCGGCGGGCAUCACUCUCGUCUCCGUCGCGUCGCUCGCGUCGGUGGCCCAGUUCGCCGAGCGGCACACCACUCUCUUCCGCGAGCGGACCUCGCGCAUCGUGCACAUGGCCGACACCACGGGCCGCGGCGCCGGCGCCGGCGUCGUGUCGGCGCGCCACGCGCGCCUCGUCCUCCUCGCGGAGGCGGCGGCGUCGCAGGCGGCGGCGCGCGCGAACGCCGAGCUGGCGGCGGCGGAGAGUCAGAGCGUGCAUGGGAGCCACACCGCGCAGGCACGCCGUCGCUCCUCCUCCCCUUCCGCAGCGGCGCAGCUGGCCACUUUUGCGCCCGACGUGUCCGCCAUCACCGGCACGUACCUGACUGGCCGCAGCCCGCGGGAGGGGCCUUCCCUGACCCUUCCCGGCAGCCUCCCUAUAGGCUCGUCGCCGAGCUCGCCGCAUCACGAGCGACUCGCCAGCCCGCCGCCGCAGCGGUCGAUACUGCGGUCCGCCUCGGCGCCGUCCUUGUUGCGUCCCGACGCCAUCACAUCGCACGUGAUCCCGCCCAGCUACUCCGCCGCCGGCCGGCCGCCGGCGCAGCUGCCGCCCAGCGACGCGGCCGCCACCGCCGAGCACCACCCGCACUACAGGAGGGUGGAGUGGGCGCCCGGCACGGCGGGCGUGCACGACGACAUAGACGCGGCGGAGGCGGCGAGCGCGAGGCGCGUGUAUGAGUUGGCGCAGUCCUUCUCAGUCCCUCUGGUCGCGCUCUCGUCGCGCCUCGGGCUGAGCUGCCGCGCCGACUUCGGCGGCGCGGUGGGCGUCGCUCUGCGAGACGAGCAGCGCUUGGCGAUGGACGAGCUCUGGGCGAUCGUGCAGCUGCCUGCCGACGACGCGCGGCGCGGCGGGCUUCCCGGCCGGUACGAUGAGCGGUGGUUUCGGCGCACUCAUUGCGACCCCGAGCCGGACCCGGCGCCGCGCGUCGCGCCAAAGUCGCACCGGUCGGUCAAACGCCGCUCGAUGGGGCUCGCGCGCGCGACGACGACGCCGCUCGAGGCGGGCGGCUCGUCGCGGCACGAGGAGGGGGCGGGCGAGUUUGAGUACUCGUGGGACCAGGCCCGCUGGCUGACGCUGCACGCGCCGCUGGCGCUGCUCGCCGCGCACCCGGUGGCGCUCGAGCGCCUCUUCCCCGCCUGCCCCGUCCGGGUCCGCUCCGCGGUGCACCACCUCGUCGGCGUCGCCCCCGCCGAGCUCCGCAGCAACGAGGCCCUCUCUCGCGAGCUCGUGCUGCGGCAGUGCCUCUGCCAGUGUCUCUUCUCGGGCUGCCGGCAGAGCGCGUCCCAGUUCGACCUCGGACUGCCCAGCGCCCUCCCGCUCGGGCACGGCGCCGCGUGGGCCUUUGAGGAGCAGGACGACACCCUCCGCGAGGUCCUCUUCGGCCAGCCCGACGAGCCGGCCGCCGGGGGGGGCGGAGCCACCCCGCCGCAGGGCGGCGGCAGCAGCAGCGGCGCGUCGAUCCUCGGCGACGCCGCCUCCGCCCGCCCGUCGAGAGACAGCGCCGAGGUGCCGAGGACGCUGGACGCGGCGCUGCAGGCGGCGCGCGAGGACUCGCGGCAUCGAGCCGGCCCCUCCACGCUGCCUCGCGCCGAGCGACGAAGGAGCUGA
Messenger RNA from Emiliania huxleyi CCMP1516, 3348 nucleotides. RefSeq lists its product as hypothetical. The record is from RefSeq and is a predicted model, not a curated record. Lineage: Eukaryota; Haptophyta; Isochrysidales; Noelaerhabdaceae. The transcript has 10 exons. Gene Ontology annotation, molecular function: hydrolase activity, hydrolyzing N-glycosyl compounds. Bases 1 to 3348 code for a protein of 1115 amino acids.